UAAAAUUGAAUUGAAAUCAAUUUUGAAGUGUUUUUAUAGCAAGUGGAGCCCAACCAAUGGUGAAGUUGCCAAGCCCAUGGUAAAACUUCCCCAUGUGGCAUGGCAUUGGUACUAAGUUUUAGAAAACUUUAUAAGACCGAGGCAGAAGUGGGAUUUUUCUAAUUAAUUUGUUUCACAAGGGAGAGCCUUGGGUCCUUAAAUUUUCAACUAACAGAGUUGAGUUGUGCAGUGUCAUGUUAUGUCACUUCUCUAGGAUUUAAUCCUCAAAAUCAGACCAGACUUUUCUUGCUCUUUUAAGCUCUCCAGUUGUUUUUUUUAGGAUUUUUUUAUUUUGACUUUCUCUUUCUUAUCUGGUAUCAACCAAAUCUGUCUCGGUAUCUCUGCUAAUGUCACUGAAAUAUAUUAUUUUCCUGUGAUGGAUUUUUCUUUUGUCCUUUUUGGGUCCAUCUUACUUAAACCAAAUUCCAUUUUUUUUAAUUAUUUUGUACAUUUGUAUUAUUGUAGUUGCAGUAACAAGAAAAGAAAACCUUAUAAUACUUCGAAGAAAGGAAAAUGGUGCUUGGAGUUAGUUGUAAAGAGUGUAAGGGGAGACUGAUUGGGAUUCUUUAAAAGUUUGAAGUUUUUUGUUCAAUUUAAAGAAUACCCAGUUUGAUUUAGCUGUUUUUAUGUAGCCCCAUUGUGAAAAGGAGGGAUCUUGUUACCUGGAUCAUGGGGAUUUCCUCCUUUUGAAGAAUUCAUGAAAACUCUCUUUUCUCUCCUCAAUUGCUUGCUUGAAGAUGAUGCAUCGUCUUUGUCUGUAAGUUGAAUGAGCAAUGUAAGUAGAAUCAGGUAUGGUUUUUGAAAUUAAAGUUUCUUCCUUUUUGUUAGCCGAUUGAAAAUUUUUGUACAUUGUUGACUUAAGAUGUGAUAAUGCUUGUUUUAGAUUGACUUCUUGGUCUUGUUUGAUAGUUCAACUCUUUUGCUUUUUGGGUUUCAAUCUUUGGGUAAUGUUGAUUUAUAGAUGAGACAAUGGAGGUGGAAGGAAAACGUUCGAAGGGAGUAUUUUUUCAGUUGUUUGAUUGGAAUGGUAAAUCUCGGAAGAAAUUGUUCUCAAACAAUUCUGAGUUAUCAGAAGAAUCAAAGAGAGGAAGCCCUGUGGAAAAUCUAGUGAAGUCACUGCAUACGAUGGAGGGGGAUGAUUACAAUGCGGCUUCAAGUAAUAGACAAAGUGGUGAUUUUAAUUCUGCUUCCUCUGUGACUAGUGAUGAAGGAUAUGGAUCUAGAGCACCUGGAGUUGUUGCCAGGCUUAUGGGUUUGGACUCAUUGCCAAUACUGAAUGUCUCUGAGCCCUCAUCUUCCCCAUAUUCAGGGUCUUUCUCUCGUAGAGUAUCUCAUUAUGAAAGAAGUACUCCUAAUUUAUGGAAUGAAUAUCAACCCACGGACUACAGCAACAUGUCUAACAAGCUUGACAGAUUGUCUUCAAAUCCCAUUGAACCAAGGUUUCAUAAGGUGCAGAACCGACCAAUUGAGAGGUUUCAGACUGAAAUAUUGCCUCCAAAAUCAGCAAAGUCAAUUCCAAUCACUAACCAUAAACUUUUGUCUCCUAUCAGGAGUCCAGCAUUCAUCCCCACCAAAAAUGCAGCUUACAUAAUGGAGGCAGCUGCAAAGAUUAUUGAGGCUAGUCCUCAGACAACUUCCAAAGGUAAAGUGCCAUCAUUUGGGUCCUCUUCGGUUCCUUUGAAAAUCCAGGAUUUGAAAGAGAAAAUUGAAUCUGCACAUAAAGUAUCCAGGCCUCAAAGACCUGAUGAGCCAAGUGAGAGUGCAGCGAAGCCUUUGAAAGGACAGCAUAAGGACAAGAGUCGCAAUAAAUCUGAUUAUACACCAACAUUCAGGAUGACUAGGGAUUCAGAAGAAGGUAGUACUUACAGUUUGAGGAAUAAGAGGAAAUCAAUAUCACUCGCAGAGCAAGCAAAGGUUAAUGUUCAGAGGAAAGAGGGAUCAUUGUCUAGUGGUAAUGGGAGUUCGGCAAAUCAGAAGGAAAGGAAUGAUGCUAAAGGAAAACAGUUUUCUAGGAGCCAGGCAGAUGUACAAAGGACUGUGGAGAAACGAACUUCUGCAAACAGGACAAACAAUGUGCUGAGGCAGAAUAAUCAGAAGCAGAAUUGCAUUUCUGAUAGAGAUUAUUCAACAUCAAAGACUUCAAUCCUGGACCGGCAAGGUAGAAAGACUAGGUCCAUAAAUGGUACAAUUGGUCUGAAUCAGACUAUAAGUAAGGUGAGCAUAAAGUCUGAACCUCAGUCCAGGAAGACAGGCUCAGUGGCAACUGAUACUGCAAAGGAGCUUCCCAUCUCUAGAAAGAAGAAUAUGCCUAGAAAGAAACCACCUGUAAAUGAGGAUCUUCCGUCUGGAGAAACUGUUUCUGGUAAUUCAUCAAUAAAUGGCAGUGAAAGGUCCAUAAAAUGUAAUGUUACAAUUGAUGGACACUUGAAUCAGGAUGCAGAGAAAAUGAAAACAAUCAUGGAUGUUGUUUCAUUUACAUUUACAUCGCCCGUCACAAGUUCCAUGCCUGAUGUACCUUCCACAAGUCGAGGUGCGGAAAAGACCAGCAGCCUUGAUAGUGAUCCUUCUGGUGAUGAUGGUCUGCUAUUUUUGAAAAGCUCAGCAUUUUCUUCUCCUGGAAUUAAUAUAAUUGGUGGGGAUGCUCUGAGUGUUCUCUUGGAAAAAAAGCUUCAGGAAUUGACAUGUAGAGUUGAGCCGUCCAGCUGCAAUAUCAUUAAAGAGGGGACUUCUUCUAGUUCAACAUCCAGUUCGCUAAGUUCAGCGCCCUCAUCUGGUAAAGUGACCGCAACAUCGGUGGUACAUCAUGCAAGGCUUCAGGUGGAUCUAGAUAAUGAUAUCUCAUAUAGCUCAGGUGACUUUGAUCGCUCUUCAAUCGACAAUCUGGGGCUUGAUUGUAGAAGGAAGUGGCAGGUUUGUAUUGCUCACACAUUGCUACCAUUUACUUUAUUAGCAGGUCUUGCUUAUUUUUUACUUUUCUUGGCAUAUGUAAUCAAGUCCCACACUGCAAAAGGUUUUUCCAAAGUAUAGAAUCUAGUGCUUGGACUUCAGAUCAGCAAAAAAUACAUAAUAGUUGUACUGAAUAAUUUGUUAGAGAUUUUCAAUAUAAAAUA
Messenger RNA from Durio zibethinus, 3149 nucleotides. The record is from RefSeq and is a predicted model, not a curated record. Lineage: Eukaryota; Viridiplantae; Streptophyta; Magnoliopsida; Malvales; Malvaceae.